Scaptodrosophila lebanonensis is the source of this 947-nucleotide messenger RNA. Its product is annotated as RWD domain-containing protein 2A. Bases 66 to 947 code for a protein of 293 amino acids. Gene Ontology annotation, molecular function: protein binding. The record is from RefSeq and is a predicted model, not a curated record. Lineage: Eukaryota; Metazoa; Arthropoda; Insecta; Diptera; Drosophilidae. The transcript has 2 exons.
GCUUGAAGUCGCUGACUGCCUAUAAAAAGUGCAUUUAGUAAAGUACAAUAUAACAAACAAAAGCAAUGGCCGAGCUACAUAGUUAUCGUGUCUGUUUGAGGCAGCAGCUGGAGGAGCUAGAGCUGCUUAGUUCGAUCUAUUGUGCAGCGGGGGAGCUCCAGCUUCUCGACGCCGGCGUCAUUGUUGACUUCAAUAUGUUUCUACAAAGCGACACGUCUACACUCAGCUCCCUUCCUAGCGCCCAUUUAGAUUACAGCGUUCGAUUAACUAUGCCCGGGAACAAGCAUGUAGCAGUGGGUAUAGAGCUGCCACAUCUGUAUCCACUGCUGCAAUGUCCCAUUGUCAGCGUGAACUCGCCGCUUCUCAGUAAAGCGAACGAGCAGCUUUUUAAGUCACAACUGGAUCAAUAUAUCAGCGAGCAGCAGACGGAGGAACCGUAUGUUUAUCAGCUACUCAUCUGGGUGCAGGACCAGAUCGUUGGACUUCAAGAAAAAGCAGACAGUUCAGUUGAAGAGUUAGUUGAUGAGCCGGUCACUUCAACGCGUGACUUUGAGCGCUUAUGGAUCUAUUCGCAUCACAUAAAGUCAAGUGCCAAGCGGCAGAAAAUUCUUAAAGAGGCGCGACAGCUCCUUUUGAGUGGCUUUAGUAGACCCGGAAAGCCAGGAAUAAUAUGCGUGGAGGGUGACCGUGAAGACGUGCAGCAAUUUUGGCAAUCGAUAAAAGCGAUGCGCUGGCAAAAAAUCACAAUAGUCAAGUCUGAGGUGCAGCAGUUUGAAGGUAAUAGGACACAGUUACAUCAUUUUGAAGGAUUUACGGAGCAACUCUUCAAUGCACAGACAGGCGGCUCCUUGAAUGAAAACGGCGUCAUGAAUAUGGCCCAGUUCGUCAAAUAUCUUGACGAGCAUGGCUGUAGCUACAUGAAGUCGGAGCUGUUUGGUAUACCUUAA